Benincasa hispida (wax gourd) is the source of this 2177-nucleotide messenger RNA. Its product is annotated as Transmembrane amino acid transporter family protein. NCBI's taxonomy places the organism in Eukaryota, Viridiplantae, Streptophyta, Magnoliopsida, Cucurbitales, Cucurbitaceae. Gene Ontology annotation, cellular component: membrane. Gene Ontology annotation, molecular function: L-amino acid transmembrane transporter activity. Gene Ontology annotation, biological process: amino acid transmembrane transport. The record is from RefSeq and is a predicted model, not a curated record.
UUGAAUCUUUUUUAUUUAUUUUUUGAAGCCCUGAAGAAGAAGGAAUCGACAUUCAACUCCCAUUUUCCUCGUUCUUCAAAUUUGAUUAAUCAACGACGAUAACAAAGACGACGGUAAGACCGUUGACCCUGAGAUUUAGGUUCUUUUUUCCGUUUGAUUUUUGAUCGGAGAAAGAAGAGAGAAGAACAACUUUCAAUUCCAUUAUUUUUGGAGUAGGUUCUUAUUUUUCUUUCUGGGGUUGGUCAAUGCCAUUGUUAUUUUGCUUCUUGAUCUGUAUUAUUGCAUAAAUUCCUAACUUCUAUGAAUGGAAAUGGAUAGUAAAACUAGAUAUGUUGAAUUGCAAUCCCAGAUUGAUAUUCAAAACCCCAGAUCGGCUGAUCCAAAACAUUCAAAUUAUCCCCAUAAUGAGGAAGGUUUGGUUGGAUCCAAAACAUUGAAUGGGUAUACGGAUGAUAAGGAUGAUCUCUUCAAUGAUUUGGAUUUUGAUGUUGAUAGCCAUCCGCUUAUCACUGGGGAGCCUCGAGGUGAGUCGAGGAUUUCAGGGGCUGUUUUUAAUCUCACGACCUCGAUUAUUGGAGCUGGGAUUAUGGCUUUACCUGCCACCAUGAAAGUUCUUGGAGUUGUUUUGGGGUUUGUUUUGAUAGUUUUGAUUGGUAUUUUAUCUGAAUUUAGUGUUGAAUUGUUAGUGAGAUUUUUGGUUAUUUCUAAAUCUUUGUCGUAUGGAGAGGUUGUUCAGUGUGCAUUUGGGAGAUCUAUGAAGGUUCUGACUGAAAUCUGUAUAAUUGUGAACAAUGCUGGUGUUUUGGUUGUUUAUUUGAUUAUUAUGGGUGAUGUUAUGUCUGGUUCUGUUCGUCAUAUUGGGGUUUUUGAUCAGUGGUUGGGGCAUGGAUUUUGGGAUCACAGAAAGCUUUUGAUUUUGGUUGUGUUGGUGGUUUUUCUAGCACCCCUUUGUGCUCUAAACAAGAUUGAUUCCUUGAGUUUGACUUCUGCUGCUUCGGUUGCUCUCGCCGUCAUCUUUGUUAUAGUUGCUUGUGCUAUUGCUUUGAUUAAGCUUGUAGAAGGAAAGAUUGAGCCUCCAAGAAUGAGUCCUGAUUUCGGAUCCAAAAAGGCGAUUUUAGACCUCCUUGUGGUGGUUCCAAUAAUGACCAAUGCUUAUGUCUGUCAUUUCAACGUGCCGCCUAUAUAUAACGAGCUUGAAACAAGGUCUCCACAGAAGAUGAAUACAGUGGGGAGGAUCACAACCGUGAUAUGUAUUGUGGUUUAUGCUUUGACUGCCAUAUCUGGUUAUUUACUUUUUGGAAAUGAUACCGAGUCCGAUGUGCUGACGAAUUUUGACAGGGAUCUAGGAAUUCGAUUCAGCUCCGCGUUGAAUUACAUUGUUCGAAUUGGAUAUAUUCUUCAUUUAGUUCUUGUUUUUCCAGUUAUCCAUUUCUCUUUACGCCAAACUGUCGAUAACUUGGUAUUCGAGGGGUCGGCACCACUUUUAGAGAGUAGGAAGAGGUCUCUGACCUUGACAGUUGUGUUAUUGGCACUGAUCUAUAUUGGUUCAACCAUGAUUCCCAACAUUUGGACGGCCUUUAAAUUUACAGGGGCAACAACAGCAGUCUCUCUGGGAUUCAUAUUUCCAUCAGUUAUUGCAUUAAAACUAAGCAAGAAGAGUGGGCAGGGGAGCUUGAACGCAACAGAAAAGCUCUUAUCAUGGUUGAUGUUAGGGCUGGCUAUCAUUGUUGGUAUUGUUGGAUUGAUUGGUAAUAUCUACAGCUUAAGCAAUCGGUCCUGAGUAACCAUUCUUUUUAAGUGUUUAUAUUUUUGCAUAAGACUUGUCAAUUCAUGUUAAUUGAUCUUCCAGAGCUAGAUUUAUUUGGUGCUCUAUUUGCUACCACGACUGCAUCGUUCAGGAACUCGUACACAAAUGGCAUUGCUCGAGGUAUGGAAAAGGAUAGUUUUGUUUUGCAGCAUUGCUCGAGAGAUUUGCAACCAUUACUGAGAGAGUGAUGUACCCUAUCAUUUGAAUAUUGCAUGGAUAAAUUAGUGAAGGAGUCAAAAUUUUCUCGAACAAAAUACUAUGUAACUUAAAAUUUUGAUAUUGUUUUGCAACUGCAAUUUUGCAGAAGUGAAAGUAUCAGCUCUUAGAAGGUAAAUUUACUUUUAUUCAAUGCAAACUCAUUCUGAUCAAA